AUGAUUUGGAAUCACUCCAAGUCAGGUCUCUUCUCUGUUAAAUUAGCAUACUAUUUUGCUACGAAAGCGACGCAGAUGCGAGGUGUGGAACGCAACACAAAUUCAGCAGGGGUUCUAAGUCCCAGAGUGUGGAAAUAUGUGUGGAAAUUCAGCCUUCCUCCACAUAUAAAUUUUUUUGCUUGGAAAGCAAUCAACAAUGGAUUAGCUGUUAAUAGCAGAAUUCAUAGUAGGUUACAUCAGUUUUCCAGCCUUUGCCCGAGAUGUAACCAGGAAGAAUCUGUUGACCAUCUCCUCCUCCGUUGUCCCAGUGGUCUAAAUGUGGAGUUUGGAAAUUCAGCUAUUUGGAUUAUGUGGAGCCUCUGGCUAGCAAGAAACUCUCUAAUUUUUAGAGACGAAGACAGUGACCCGAUCACCGUCAUUAAUAGUGCAGCUUCACUACAUCAGGAAUUCUCCCAAGAUGCCAAAAUUAGCAGUAAGGAUUCGGCAGGAACCAGUGCAAGAGAUCAUGGAGGUAAAGUCAUCUGUUCUACGGCUCGUAAAUUUCACUUUGUUAAUUCUCCUUCUUUAGUCGAUGCUUUGGCAAUGAGGGAAGCUAUCUACUUAGCUCAGUUUCUUAAACUGCCUACUGUCCUAUUUGAAGAGGAUGCCAAAGCAAUUAUAGAUGCGAUGACUAAUGGUUCGAUGGUUGAUUUGGAUUGUGAAGUAGUGGUUCAAGAUUGUAGGAUUUUAGUUAAGAAUAACUCAUCCUACCCUUUUAGUUUUAUCAAUAGAAAGUGUAAUUGGGUGGCACAUGUUGUAGCCAAAAAAGCCCUUAAAGAAUUUGAUUUUUGUAACAAUGCUCUUGCUCAAAUCUUGUGGCUAGAGUCUAGACUCGGUGAGUCGGAAUUUCAAUAUCAAUGA
This is a messenger RNA of Mercurialis annua (annual mercury), 900 nucleotides long. RefSeq lists its product as uncharacterized. The record is from RefSeq and is a predicted model, not a curated record. Lineage: Eukaryota; Viridiplantae; Streptophyta; Magnoliopsida; Malpighiales; Euphorbiaceae. Bases 1 to 900 code for a protein of 299 amino acids. Gene Ontology annotation, molecular function: nucleic acid binding; RNA-DNA hybrid ribonuclease activity. The transcript has 3 exons.